Messenger RNA from Stegodyphus dumicola, 5724 nucleotides. RefSeq names its product signal transducing adapter molecule 2-like. Gene Ontology annotation, molecular function: ubiquitin binding; phosphatidylinositol binding. Gene Ontology annotation, cellular component: ESCRT-0 complex. Gene Ontology annotation, biological process: protein transport to vacuole involved in ubiquitin-dependent protein catabolic process via the multivesicular body sorting pathway. The record is from RefSeq and is a predicted model, not a curated record. Lineage: Eukaryota; Metazoa; Arthropoda; Arachnida; Araneae; Eresidae.
CUGGAGGUACUUGGUGUGUUACUGUUUUGGAAGAACAAGUGAUGUGUACGGGAAAUGUGAUAUUUAAAAUCCGAUUAUUUGAAGUCGAUAAAAGGUUUUGAAAGCUGUAUCUUAAGUCCAUAAUGUUUGGUUUCAGAAACUCACCGUUUGAUGAAGAUAUAGAGAAAGCUACUCAUGAAAACAAUGUCUCUGAAGAUUGGUCUUUGAUCAUGCAUAUAUGUGAUAAAACAGUGAAUUAUCAAGAUGGAGCAAAGUAUUGCUUAAAAUCCAUUAUCAAGAGAUUGCACCAUAAUGUACCCCGUGUUGUAAUACAGACUCUGACAUUACUUGAUGCUUGUGUGAAAAACUGUGAUAGACAAUUUUUACUUCAAGUUGCUUCCAGUGAAUUUACAGCAGAAGUUCGAAAACUUCUUGCUAAGAUGCACCCAUCUGCUGCUACAAAGCUGAAACUUUUAUUACAGAAAUGGUCGCUUGAAGAAUUUAAAGAUGAUCCAGAACUCUGCAUCAUUCCAUCUUUGUAUUAUAAACUUAAGAGUGAAGGAGUUGAAUUCCCACCUAUGGAAAAAGAAGAAAAAGUUGCAGCACCUCUCUGUACUGAUCCCAAUGCUGUAAGCAGCCAAGAAGAAGAAAAUGAUAUAAUUAAAGCUAUAGAAAUAUCAUUAAAGGAUACAGGAAGGUAUGAUAUCGCUUCAGAAACUGGAAUUUCAAAUCAUUCGACCGAAACUGCAAAGUGUGUAGAGCCUUUCAAAGUCCGAGCACUUUAUGAUUUUGAUGCAGCUGAAGAUAAUGAGCUUACUAUCAAAACUGGUGAAAUUGUCUUAGUAUUAGAUAACAGCAAUUCUAAUUGGUGGAAAGGCUCUAAUCAUAGAGGAGAAGGACUUUUUCCUGCAAAUUUUGUUACUGAAGACUUAGAUUUUGACCCAAAAAUUAUAGUUGAAACUACAACAGAGGAAGAGAAGCCAGCUGAUAUUGAUGUAGAAGUCAAAAUAGAUGAGGAGAAAAUUGAAAAGGUCCUGAAUUGGCUGACUGAUGUUGAUCCAACUGAAGAAAUUCCUGAUCCUGAAGAUAUGCUGUUACUUGAAAAGGAGUGUUACAAAAUGGCACCAUUAAUCGAAGAGAAUCUUCAGGCUGUUGACAAUCGUCUAGCUAUGUUAAAUGCUGUUGAUGAAAAAAUAAGUGCUGCUAUUGAGUUAUUUCACACUUUAUCUAAUCAGGAUGCUCUUAAAUAUUCUGCUGGUGAAAAUUAUUCUAAUAGAACUGUACAUUUUCCUCAACCUCAGAUUUCUCAACCCUCUGCAACCAUGUAUUCUAAUAUUCAGGCUGUGCCUUCUCAGAUGUAUAUACCUGCACCAUCAGUUAUACAGUAUGCAAAAACAGUUUCGGAUGAGAACAAUAAGUCAAUGUUUUCAGCCCAAACAGCAUUAUUACAGUCUCAAAUGCAGACACCUCAAAAUUGUAUUCCUGUUUCAUCUGUGCAAGUUACUGAAACUAGUCACUCAAUACCAACUUCAGAUACUUCUACAAAGCUUUCAUCUAAUCAAAAUAUACCAACCAGUACAGUUUUAAACUCCUCAAAUCCUGUGGGUGGUUACUACAUGCCUUCUGGAAUGCCAUAUCACAUGCCAUUACCUAAUUUUCAAUCUCAAGGUUAUAUGCCACCAGGUUCUACAUUUCCAAAUUUUAUGCCCAUUCCAUACCCUGUACCACCUGUGGGGCCUUAUUUUCCUUAUCCAUACUGUUAUGUAAACAGUAGUACUCCAUCUGCUCAAAGUACUGCUUGCACUGCUUCUGUGCCAUUUCCACAAGUUAGUGAAAAUUCUCAUGCAUCAUCAAAUUCUGCAGCAUGUUCAGAAGAAACUGCUUCAUGUUCAGCACUUCAGGCGCCAAAUUAUUCAAGUGAUUUGCAACAACUUCUUAUGACAAGUAAUGCUAAUGACCAAAAUGAAAUUACAUCAGCUAAUGCUAAUACAAAAGCUGCUGGGGAUGUCAAAGCAUCUGAAGAAGUGCUUAAAACUGAACAAAUGUAAAUAAAUAUUCUGUCCUUGCAAAUAAACAGUUAAUUGACAAUGAAAAUAUAUUUUUCAGUUUUGUGCUGUGAACUAGUAUUUAUAUUUUAUAAGUUUAAAUGUAAGUAGUUACCUCUACCUGAAUUUAUGUCAUUCAGUAAAAAGUAAGCAAAUUGUAAAAAAUGUGAGCUUUUAUUAAUUUUGCAUCAUAUUUAUUAAUUUUUAUAGGAUGAAACAAAUAUUUUUAAUUUCUGUGAUGGGUUUAUGAUUAGUAUGUUUUAUAAAGCAACAUAAUUUUACAUUUUUGAAAAAACUAAUGACAUGGGAUUGAAGUAUUUCCAUUAUUAAUGUCCUAAUUUAAUAUGAAAAAGUUUUGUUUUUCAUGUUUGUAAUACUUUUUAUCUUUAUUACAAGUUUUGAUUUUUAUUGAAUGAAUCAUUUAAAAUAUAUUUAAUUAAAAGUUUUCACUUUAUUCUGAGUAGUUGUAGUGUUUUAAUCUAUUUAAAAUUAUAAUCAGGAUUAUGUUUGCAAUUUAAUGAAGCAACAAAAAGGAAUGCUGUUAUUCUGAAUAGGUAUGCUUAAAAACAUUCCACAACAUAUUUGCUUUAUUAAAAAAUUUAUUUAACAUCUACAAUAGUCAUUUUAUCUGCAUAUAAAUAUUUGAAUAGUAAAAAAAAAUUUUAUAUAAAGGUUUUCAUUGUAUAUAUAACAUAUGCAUAAAAUUGUACAAAAUGUUCUUGUAUCUCUUAAUUUGAGAAUUGUCCUGAACUGUAAUUUUAGUUACUUUUUAGUAUAAUUUGUUAUGUGUCAAGUGAAAUAUUUCUGCUUUUAUGCAACCAAAAUUCCUUUCAAAAAUAGUUUUUUAAAAUGUUGAAUGUUUGAAAUUUUAAAUUGUAAAUAUUGUACAUGAGAUAUGUAUUUAUUGUGCCUUUUGUCUAUUGUAACUAGAUUGUGAAGUACUGUUGGUUUUACUAUUACUUGUUACUAAUUUUUAAAACAUAUUGCUCAAAAAAGAGAAUAUAUGUGUAGCUUGCCAAAAUUUCUUUCAUAUGUUAAAAUUUAUUGUAUUUUAUGUCAAUAUUAUUCUUUUAAUGAUUUUGAAAUGUAACUAAUGAUGACAUUGUGUAGUUUAUUAAAUUCCUAUAAUUUUCUGAGAGAUAAUUUGUAUUAAUAAUAGACAGUAUUACUAGACUUUUAAAGUAUUUUUAACUGAAAAAUAUAAAAGUAAAAAUUGUUUUAUCAUUUGAAUUUUUUUAUCAAAGUUGAAAUCUUUGGUAAAUAUUUUUAAAAUUAUGUGACAUUCAUAUGGAUACUUUUACUACUGCUUUGAAAUUAUGUUGUCAGAAAAUUAACAGCCAAAGGCUAAAGCAGUAUUUCUUUGAGGAUAUUGUAUUAUGACUGAAAUAUUUUUAAGAAAGCAUAGAAUUUCACAUACAUAGAAACCAAAUGUUUAGUUUUUAGUUACAUAAAUUUUCUAAACUGUGUCAUCUAUUUUAUUAUAUGUUGUCUAGUACUUUAGUUUUGGUUUAUUUGAACAUGAAAAAGCACUCAAGGGAUGACUUCGCAGAGGACCGAACUACCAAUUUUCAGCGACUUUACCGCUCGGCCGCUGGUAGUUCCUAGUACUGUAGAGAAACAUCUCUUUAUAUUGUGGAUAUCUUGAGGUUUAUAUGAUGUAGCAUCUCUGGAAACCUAUGUAUGCAGCAUUUAUGUUAUGUUGUAAAGAACAUCCAUACUUCUGUAGACCAAUCAGGAAUUCAUCUGGGUUAGGUAUGCUAGGUGAAUGUUUGACACAAUAUUCAGUUACAUAGUAUUAAAGAAAAUACAGCUUUAUGUUCCAUUGUAUUGUCUACAAGCUGAAGCUGUAAUUAUUGUUGUUAUUAUACUGUCAGAAGUUUCUAUGCUAUUAUAUUGUCACCUGUUAUAAAAAGUUUUUGGAAAGGAAAGAAAGAAAUUUUAAAAGAAUCAAAUUCUGUGUGUUAAAAAGUUCAGAUUUGACCACUUAAUUGUAGUUAUCUGUAUUUUUUAUAUGCUGGUUAAUUUCAAAUUCUCUUUAAAAGCAGAAUAUGAGUUGGUAUUUCUUUUUUUUAACCUGAGAAUUCAAGAGAAGAGGAGUUUCAUCCUAUCCCUUUUACUUAAAAUAAGAUUUCCAAAAUUUAGUGCCAUUUCUGGGCAGCCAGACAGUGAAAGGCGAGAAAACUGAUUUACAGUUAUUUUGAGCAUGCGUAUCUUAUCAGUUCAUCUUAAAUAGGUUUUAUUAAUGCAGUCAAUGAAUAUAUCUAUUCUUUGAUUGAGAUAUGUAGCCUUAAAUUUUCUUUCAUUAAUUGCUCUGUGUUCAGACUUUGUCUUUCUUUCAUAGCAAACAUUUGCAACUAGGUUUUACAUUUAUGUGGGUAUAGUUAAUGGUAUUAUAUUACAUAUAUAAAACGUUACCAGUCAUGUUGAAAGCAUAGUUCUUGUUGAAAAAAAGAAUAGCUGUUGAUAGUAGUACUUUACAGCAUUACAAAAUAGUCCCAGUAAUUUAUAUUCAAAUACUCCCAAAGCUGCAGUUAAUUUGAUUUAGUUGUAUUUAUUGUUGUACCUGUGCCAGUGGGGGGGGGAAUCAGCUGUUUUACUUAGUUGACUAUAUUCCAAAUAAGGAGUAACUAAUAAAAAAAUUGAUAGUCUUUUUCGGUAUCUUUUAUAGUAAUUGAUAUUUAUUGUUAUAAUUUAAUUCCAUAUUAAAAGUUUUAUUCUUAUAAAUUAUUAGCUGUGAAUAAAAAGUGUAUAUUGAUAUUUAAAUUUUAUGAAGCAAUUAAAUAAAAUUGUAAUAUUCUGCUAUCAUCAUAUUUAAUUAAUGAUAACUUUAUACAUUUGUUUCUUAGGAAUGUAUAGUUAAACCUUCUUAGCAUGUCACCCAAUCAAGAGUUCACUCCUAGUAAAUCUUGGAGAGGAUAUGUUGAGAAAACUGUGUUUUUUUCCUUAAAAUGACAGUAAAAAAAUACUCUCGAUAUCAGAUAAAGAGUUAAAUUAAUUGAAGAAUAUGAAGGACAUAGAAUGCCCAAGGUAGCAUUUACCAAAAUACCAAACAGCCUUAAAUAAUUUUCUUACAUUUGAAAAAAAAAAAAAAAAAAAAAAAAAAAAAAAAAAGCUUUUUUUUGGGGGGGAGGGGGAGGAGGCUUGCUACAUUUAAAUGCUUACAUGCAACACAUAGAGAGUAAAGAAAAAAAAAUUAUUCAAAAACUGAAGCCAUGCUUCUUAAGUUCUCAGCAAUUCUAGAGUCAAAAUAUGUGCAUACAUCAGGAGCUGUCUUAAACGAAAAAAAUUUGGAAACUAAUAUUUGCUUAAACAGUUUAAAGAGAAUUGGAAUGUCUUAAAUGUUUGUAAAGAAUUAAUAUCCAUGGUUAUUACAUAGAAAAAUGAGAAAAUUAUGUUUUGAAAGAUGUUUCACAUAUAUAUCAACCUUCAAAAAUUAUAAAUUAAAUGAAAUAUAAUUAAAUUUUCAUUUUAUACCAGAUGGCAUUAUUUUUACAUUUCAAAAUGUGCUGCAGGGCCCCAGAACAGAGAGAUCCAACAACUAUGCUCUUGAAACCAACUCCCUAAGGUUUAAGCAGGACUGAAGCCUCAUCAUUUAUAAAUAUUUGACACGAAGGUCUGUUACAUGUAUACUCUAGAACACAUUUUCAUUUUUGUUCUAGUGGCUUUCAAAGAAUUCAACACAAAAUUUCAAAAUAAGAAG